UGACUUGUGAUUUGCGUUUUACUGAAGUCAUGUUAUAUUUUACUGCCUUUGGAAGAGGCGGGGUGGAGGUGGGAAGGGGACAUCCCGCCACCCUAUUUCCCGGCUGCCCUCAGGGACGCAGUCAGUGCCAGUGAUUGGAUUUCCAUAUCUGAGUCUCCCUGUGCGUCUGCCUCUGUGUGCGCUUUCCUUCGGGUGGUGGUUUACCCUUUGCCUUUCCUCUUGUUCGCAGGCGAGCGAGCAGGGCGUGGUGUGAUUGGCUGCAGACUGCACAGAUCAGCCCCAGCGCCGAGUCUCGCACUCACUCGCACACGCACACCCCACAAAAAACUUCACCCGCGCUGAGCCUGCACCAGUCCAGGAGAGGAGUGAGCAUCGGGAGCAGCACCUUCGCCUCUCGUCAAGAAACAACCUGCUCAGCAGGGGGAAUAAACGCCAUCAGUGCCAGCGCCGGGGAGAACGGGCGGUUUAUUUCCUCCGCCCCACUUUUUAUCUUUUCUUCUUAUUUUCUUUUUUCCCUUCUUUAUUUUGCCCCCCAGAAAGAGGAAAGCCCGCCUGUGUUUCUUUAGCACAGCCUGCUAAAUCUGCACGUCUUGCUGCCGGAGUCUCUCCUGGCCGAAGCAAGCUGCGCUGGGGUCCCUGGCCUAUUCCUGCCUGCUGGCCAGGACUCGGGGGACGCCGGAGCCUACCUGGCGAGCUCGGAGGGGCAGGAUGGAGGCGUCUAUCCGCUGGGUGCUGUGCCUGUGCCUGGGCUGGGGCUGCCUGUGCCUGGCUCUAGGGGAUGCGCUGAAGGAUCGCUGGGUCGGGCUGCGGCGGCGCACAACCCUGGGAGCUGUGCGGCGCGGACGGGCCAGAGCCGCUGCAGGUGACUGUGGCCCACGGCAUGCAGAGGAGCAGCUGCAGCCGCGGGACAAGGUCUCGGAGCACAUGCUGAGGCUCUACGACCAGUACAGCGCAGGACGAGCGGUGGAGCAGCCCCAGGACUUGCUGGGUCUGCCCCUCCGCCACGGCAACACGGUGCGAGGCUUCCGCCCUCUGCCCGCAGGGAGCCCUGAAAGCCAGAAGAUGUAUGUUUUUAACUUGACAUCCCUCAAAGAGUCUGAAAAUGUCUUGUCAGCUUCAGUAUAUUAUUAUACUGGUGAUUUGCUGCAUGUGAAGUGGAACUGUUCUGGGUCCAGAGACUGUUCUCAUCACAGGCACAGGAAACCUGAAAUGCAGAUACAUCUUUCAGUCUGGACCUUACCUUCUGUGGGGAACAAGACUUGGACCCUAGGACAUUUCCUCAUCAAUGUCUCCAUAGCUCACCAGGACACCUUUUCCUGGCAGAGAAAGGAUAUCACUCAGCUCCUGCAUGGAGCAAAACAAAACAAUGAACUACUGAUAGGUGUCAAAAUGGAUCUGAGCAACCAUUGCCCCUGGGAACGAGCACCUUCUCUCUAUGAACCCUACAUUCUGAUUUAUGCCAAUGAUUCUGCAAUUUCAGAGCCAGAGAGUGUCAUCUCUAGUUUGCAAGGGCACCAUCAUCUUCUGGCGAGGGUCCUUCCCAGGCCGGAAAACCACGUGAGGAGCAGCCUUGGGAAGUGGCGACAAAAACGCUCCACAAACAUCCUCUUGCCAUUGCAGAAUAAUGAGCUUCCAGGAGCCGAGUACCAGUACAAUGAGGAUGAGAGAUGGGAGGACAGAAAACCCUACAGAAGCCUCCAGCCACAGCUGUCAGACAGGGCAAAGAGUAAGAAAAAGCAGAGGAAGAAUCCUCACCAGAAGAGCCAGGCCCUUCAAUUCAAUGAGCAAACGCUGAAGAAGGCGAGGAGGAAGCAGUGGAAUGAGCCCCGGUAUUGCACCCGGCGUUAUCUCAAGGUGGAUUUUGCAGACAUUGGCUGGAACGAGUGGAUUAUUUCCCCAAAAUCCUUUGAUGCCUAUUACUGCUCAGGGGAAUGCCAAUUCCCAAUUUCAAAGGCCUUGAAGCCAUCCAACCAUGCCACCAUCCAGAGCAUAGUGAGAGCCGUUGGUGUCGUCCCAGGCAUUCCUGAGCCUUGCUGCAUUCCCGACAAAAUGUCUUCUCUUAGUAUCUUAUUCUUUGAUGAAAAUAAAAAUGUGGUUCUUAAGGUGUACCCCAACAUGACAGUGGAGUCCUGUGCAUGCAGAUAACGUCUCAGGAGACCCUUUUGAAAUGCUGAGAUGAUCACUUGCUGCUGGGGAGGGCAGAAUGGGCUGGGGAGUGUUUCGCAGUAUGUACUUUUUGUUUGUGCUGCCAGUGCAUUUUGUUUGGACAAAGAGAAAAACAAUGUAAGGAAAUCCAAACACUGAGGAUGGAAAUGGAAUGGCAAUUCCAAGGAAAGAGAACACAGACUUCAUUCAUCUUGAAUUUGACCAAGACACGAGUCUUGGGAAUGGGAACUUACUGUCUCUGUUGAAAUCAAAAGAUGGAAGAGGAAUUUGCAGAAGACUCUUCAAGAUUUUUGAGACUGUCAGAAGGACAUCUUGAUUUAUUUUUGUACAAGGCGCUGGAAGCAGCAGCAGUAGCUCUUGAUUUUUGUCUCUGUUCUUACGGUGACUAAAGGGGAGAGAAAUUCAAAAUAUACUGGUCUGGAUUUUAAAGCUAAGCUUUCUGCCGUAGGUUAUUGAGUAGUGCAGCAAGGAGGAAAAACAAAUCCGAUAUCCUAAGAGCCUUAGGUAUACAGCUUAAGAUGUAUUCGAAUUAAUAUACACUGACUAAAUGUGUGUAUUUGUUUUCCUAGUUCAGCCUGUUAGAUCUUGUUGCCCCCAGUCAGAAGAACAUAAAAUGCAUUAUGGCUGCCUGCACAAUUGGGGUAUCUCAAAAGCACCACAUCUUCCAGAAACCAGAAUUGUCUUCCAUGGUGCUCCAGAAGUGGUGUGCCAAGGGUGUGAAUGUAUCCCACUCAGUGAAGUGGCCGAGGGACUUGUUCUAGAACACAGUUGCAAAUAAUCUGUGAGUAAAUCAUGCCAGGCAAUUCCUGACGUGAAAUUAUUUGGUCCGUAAUUCUUAACCUGUAGGCCUUAGCUACGAUUAUUUGACCAAAAUUGCCUCUGUUUUGAUGGUUACAUGAAUCAGUAGAUGUUUUUUUUUCUUUUUUCCUUAUCUCAGUUCACUUCUCUGAAAAUCAAAUUGUCCAUACUUAUGCUGUCAAUUUAAGGUUUUCUUCUAAAACAUCAUUUGAGAAACUACAACCAGGAAAGAAAACAUCUAAUUGAUCUCAGGCACAGCUGCAAAGAGUUUGUUCUGUUACAGAGUAAAUGCUCACAGAAGUACUUUAGACAGAAUCCCGGUUCUCUUUCCAGCAGCACGAUCUGCUUUUGAAAGCACUUUUGGCUGGUGAGAGCAAUGUUUCAGUUUGCAAUGAGUAAAUGUUAACCAGCGUUUUCCUAAGUUACCAUCAUAACAGACUCUCUGAAAUAGCGUGUUUAGAGGGCAAAUAUUCAGAGGGAAUAAAUCAAUUCUCCAUCACCACGAGAGUUAAAUUCUCUACUUGGGAGUAAGCAAUUCCUCAGUAGAUUGAAAAUGACAACAGGAAAUGCUUUUUUGCAUCUUCACUGCUAUUGGAGGCCAGUUUAAGCACUUCGUCGUUGAUUUCUAUAUGUGGCCACUGGUGCUGUCAUGUUUACUAACCUGAGUAAUAUAAUAUGCAUGUGCAAAACCACGCACUAAGUGUGAAACUGUGUAGGUUCAUUUGAUCCACUUCCAUAUGCAGGAGAAAAGUCAUAUUCUCUGUGCAAAUUGACUUAAAUCUUUGCAAAUAGACUUAAAAACAGGAGGAAAAAAAUCUGUGCUUUUCUUCUGGCUAAGCAGACAGUUGCAGGCAACCACGAGCUUUUCAUAACUGUGUCUUGGUAAUGGAAAAGAACCUGCUUACCUGUCUGUUGCAGGGCUACGUGAGCCGCUGUCUUUAAGGACAGGCAAAAGAAGUGAUGUACACCACAGGCUGCCCUGUGCCACUGGCUAAGCUGGAAGCAGGCCGGGAUUUUCAAUAGUCAUUAGGCCUGGCAAGCAAAACCAGAAGCAGCAGUUUGGAAUAGCUGUUCUUUGUGAGAGCUGCCCAGAUAAGUCCAUCAUUUUUAACAGUUCAGCAUGACAAUGGCUGCUUUUAAAACACAGAAGCUCAAACAGUAAACCAGCUAAGCCUAAUGUUCAGUUUGUAGAGAGCUUGUUGCAAAACAGCUUUUAUAGAGCUUGACAAGGCAACCUCACCUUUGUGCAAUAUGUUCUCUUUGCUCAUGGUGAGCUGGCUGGUUGGUGGUAAGUAGCUGUUACUGCCAAAAUCGUUUCCUUCACAGUGUUUUUGAGGCUCUUGAGGUGUCCUGAGUAGAAAGGUGGGAACUGCUCUGUAGCCCUCAAGGUCUGGAUUUCUCCCCGCAUCACCCAGUGCUAGGAUUACAGAAUGGUCUUUCCUUUAGAGUAGCACCGGACUCCACCUUCCCCAGUGCAGCACAGCCAGAAGAGGCAGCUUUGUGACUCCCCACGGGAGGGCUGGGGAGGACCUUAUCCCACUGCAGAUGAGACUGGUGCUUCAGAGAAGGAUAGUGGGCCCCCCAGGAAAAAGCUGGGGAAAAUGGACCCUGCAAGGUAAGGAGCUUCCCACUCGCUGUAGAUGAAUUGGAGCAGCUGGCUCUUGAGCAGAAGAUGGGGACUGAGCCAAGCCCACCUCAGCCUGUGAAUGGUGUCUGGCAUGAGCAGUGCCAGGAACUGAGCUCCUCAGAGGAAAAUGCAGAGUUCAGAUGUGCCCUGGCCCACCACUUGGAUGGUAGUGGAGUUCCUCAGACCAGAACAGGGUGUUUGCAGCCAAGCUUCCCAACGUCUGAUCUCUGGAGCAGAGGCACUAACUAAAUACAGGUAGUGUAUAUAACUUCGUACUAGUAGGGACUUCAAAACGAUUCCCAACUCUGUUGUUAAUCACCAUUUUCAUCUCAAAUCAGCACGGGGGGUGGGGGAAGCUUUUCCCACAUGUUCUGCUGUUUGAAAUACUGUUCCUCAAUAAAUGGCUCUGCUUCCCAUCUAAUUACAUGGUAUCUGAUGCCUGCAUGUUAUUUUAAUGGCUGGCUCAUAAGAUGGGCAGGAGAAUGUCUCGAACUAUGCAUGGUCUCUCUUCAGAUAGGCUCUUUGGGGAGCAAAGUCCCCAGUGAGGAUCAGACCAUAGGAGACUGCUGCAGAAAGCUCUUGAAAAUCCCACCCUUGGAGGCUGAAUUUGGAAUCUCA
This is a messenger RNA of Pezoporus flaviventris, 5209 nucleotides long. RefSeq names its product bone morphogenetic protein 3 (gene BMP3). NCBI's taxonomy places the organism in Eukaryota, Metazoa, Chordata, Aves, Psittaciformes, Psittacidae. The record is from RefSeq and is a predicted model, not a curated record. Gene Ontology annotation, molecular function: cytokine activity; growth factor activity. Bases 709 to 2145 code for a protein of 478 amino acids. Gene Ontology annotation, cellular component: extracellular region. The transcript is spliced from 3 exons. Gene Ontology annotation, biological process: osteoblast differentiation; BMP signaling pathway; SMAD protein signal transduction.